Molecule: messenger RNA, 938 nt
Organism: Syzygium oleosum
Lineage: Eukaryota; Viridiplantae; Streptophyta; Magnoliopsida; Myrtales; Myrtaceae
Product: transmembrane emp24 domain-containing protein p24beta2-like
Exons: 5
Coding region: 5-838 (277 amino acids)
Biological process (GO): intracellular protein transport; Golgi organization; endoplasmic reticulum to Golgi vesicle-mediated transport
Cellular component (GO): endoplasmic reticulum; COPII-coated ER to Golgi transport vesicle; endoplasmic reticulum-Golgi intermediate compartment
Source: RefSeq, a predicted model, not a curated record
UUCCAUGGUGGAAUCACAAGAGGCACCGAGUAUUUUCUCGACAAACAGUUCCGUUUUCUUGAGGGAGCCAACCAGAUUCCCACAAACUGAAAUCCGAAGUCCAAGUAUUAUUUUGCUUGCCUUCGCAUCGCUUGAUAAGCCAUCACCUGAUCUGAGAGCUGAGGUCUUAUCGGCGAGUGUAUUCACGAUCCAUAAGAUGAAUUCUCAUGCACUUGGUUAUAUAUUGACUGUGGUUCCGGGGCUAUUUCUAUUCCUACAUGCAGAUGAAGUUAAAAUUAGAUUUAUGAUUGAUAGGGAAGAAUGCUUUGCCCAUGAUGUUCAGUAUGAAAAGGACACUGUUCAUGUACCUUUCAUGGUGAACAAAUCUGAUUCAGCUUGGCAUUACAGUCAAGAUGGUGUUGAUCUUGUGGUGAAAGGACCUUCUGGUAAUCAGAUUCAAGAUUCUCAUGACAGGAUCAGUGAGAAAUUUGAGUUUAUGGCUCACCGUAAGGGUGUUCAUCAGUUUUGCUUUACUAACAAGUCUCCUUAUCAUGAAACCAUCGACUUUGAUGUACAUGUUGGCCAUUUUGCAUACUACGAUCAGCAUGAAAAGAACGAGCAUAUCAACCCCUUGUUGGAACAGAUAGGGAAGUUGGAGGAGGCCCUCUACAACAUUCAGUUUGAGCAGCAUUGGCUGGAGGCUCAGGCUGAGCGUCAAGCAAUUGUGAACGACGCAAUGAGCAGAAGGGCAGUCCAUAAGGCUUUCUUCGAGUCAGCAGCACUUAUCGGGGCAAGUGUUCUCCAAGUUUACCUUCUCUGCCGCUUUUUUGAGAGGAAGCUCGAUAUCGCUCGAGUUUAACUUUGAUACUGUCAGAUGACGCCUAAUUAAUCAUAGAUUUUAGUUACCAAUGCCAGUCUUCGAUUCUCUUCUUUUAAAUAUCCAUGGAGACAUGUAUAGA